CGAAAGGGAACAUCAUGAUCACGAAUCAACCAAGCACCACCUUGUCCUUGAAGUUGAGAGUGGCGGUGGCCGUCAUGUUACUUGUUAGCACUCUAUUCCUGCUGAUCGCCAUAUCAACCAAUCACUGGAUUAAUGCCAAUGGAAGGGGUGACAUUGAAUUUGCCGGAUUAUGGAAUAUCUGCAACAGAUUCAUUUGUGAAGCUCACUCUGGAAUGAUAUAUGCCAAGGUCUUGCUGGUGUGUUCCUUUAUCUUCGGUUUCUUUGGCUGCGCUGUAGUUGUACUGGGACUGUGGUUAAACGUUACGAAUAUGAAAAGAGCCGUAGGAAAAAUGAUAAUAGUUAUAGCUAUUCUUGAACUCGCUGGGAUGAUCUCCGCAACUGUUUUCCUCCUGAUUGUCAUAUUCUUUAAGAGCGUCGCCUACGGUCUUGUCUUAGGCUGGAUCGCUGCAGUUUUGUCUUUUGUUGCCAGCUGUCUGAGCUAUUAUCAUUCAAGAAUAGAACCUGACGAAGACUUACCAACUCCACUGACAAAACCAGAGGGUGAGAAUAUUGACCCUCCGCCGCCUUACAUGGUGGACCCCCUGCCAGGAUACGUGUCGGAACCCCCGCCGAGCAGCAUCAUUGUGUCUUAAAAGGGAUUCUAUUGCUUAAUGGCAAAUGAUAUAAAAGUGCUAUAUUUAAUAUUAAUAGAUAACUGUAAAUGAUUCAAGACUAUAUUAUAAAAUGUUUUAAACUGUU
Messenger RNA from Pseudophryne corroboree (corroboree frog), 738 nucleotides. RefSeq lists its product as uncharacterized. Bases 15 to 632 code for a protein of 205 amino acids. The transcript is spliced from 5 exons. The record is from RefSeq and is a predicted model, not a curated record. NCBI's taxonomy places the organism in Eukaryota, Metazoa, Chordata, Amphibia, Anura, Myobatrachidae.